Poecilia reticulata (guppy) is the source of this 2820-nucleotide messenger RNA. RefSeq names its product receptor-type tyrosine-protein phosphatase N2-like. Gene Ontology annotation, cellular component: synapse; secretory granule. Lineage: Eukaryota; Metazoa; Chordata; Actinopteri; Cyprinodontiformes; Poeciliidae. The record is from RefSeq and is a predicted model, not a curated record. Gene Ontology annotation, molecular function: protein tyrosine phosphatase activity. Gene Ontology annotation, biological process: regulation of secretion; insulin secretion involved in cellular response to glucose stimulus; protein dephosphorylation.
GGAAGCGCUUCCGUGGUGAUGAUGCUGUGAGCGGCCGAGCCUCCAGCAGCAGAAACGCCCUGCAUCCUCUCUGCUCUCCCCCAGCAUCCAUCCAGCCUCCGCCAGCCGGGAAGGGGCCGCUGUGGACGGCAGGACAGACCCAGCAGACCCCGCUGAAACCGAUGGCCUUUUAAAGCCUCCGGAGAAAAUAAACCCAGCCGAGAAAUGGAUUCCCUGCCUUCCUCCUUCCUGCUCUUCCUCCUCCUCCUCCUCAUCACUUCCCCGCUCUGCUCCCCUGCUGCUGCUGACAGGAGAAUCGGUUGCCUGUUUGAGAACGAGUUGUGUUCUUCAUACGAGAUCUGUGUCAACGAUGGGAUGUUUGGGAGGUGUCACUCUGUUCCAGUCAGGGACGUUUACGCCUACGACGUCUCCCCAUCUGUAGUGCAACGUUUCCGCAUCCUGCUGGAGAAGCUGUCCAACAGAGGUUUGACCUGGGAAGAUGACACGACCCAGAAGGUUCUGUCCAGCGAGUUAUCCAAACUCAGGAGGAUUCCCUACCGGCCGCAGCAGAAAGGGCCGAUCUACAGCAGCAGCUCCAGGCCGGCAGCUGAAGCGAUGGACCCAGAAGACCAGAGGGUGAAGCCGGUGGAGGUGGAGCUCAACAGGAAUCUGCAGACUUACCUCCAACGUCUGGGCCUCCUUCCCAAGACGUCAUCCGCCUCCAGCCUCAGCAAACCUGGCAAGCCGCUGCAGAAGCAGAAGCAGAAGCAGAAGCCUCUGUCCAGCCAGCUGCUCGCCUCGCAGGCAGAUGGGGACCUUCUCCUGGCCGCCCUGAGGCGGUUUCUCUCCGGGCGUCUCUCUCUGCUCGGCGCUGGGAUGAAGCAGGAAGCCGCCUCUCCUCGGCUCAGGCCCUUCUACAGCAGCAGCGUAGAAAAUCCCGGGUUCAUGAAGGAGACGCCGCAGUCCAGGCUGGUGAAGACGGGAAGUUCCCCUGCAGCUUCAGCCAAGGAGCCGCUCACAUCUGUGGACGAGCGGUUCAUAGAGAAGGUGAUGAAGAACGUGGGCAGACAGCAUGUGGACGUGGACAGCCUGACGCCGCAGGACCUGAGCCAGCUCUCCAGCCUGAUCGCCGACGCUCUGCUGGUGGUGGACCAGGACCAGGGACCGGCCCGGCCCCUGAGCCGGGACCGAGGGCCCGGACUCAGAGACCUGGAGGGAGAGCGGAGCGACUCGAGUCAGGAGGCUUCCAGAGCCGAGGAAGUGCUGCUGCAGAACGUUCCCACUCUGAACCCUGACCCUCAGGGAAGAAGCGCGCAGCUACCACUGGCAGCGCUUCAAGAACGGCACACGGAUGCAGUGGACGAUCCGGCUCAGAGCAGCAGCCUCUUCAACAAACUCCUGGCCUACCUGGACAAAGCCUCUCUUUCCGAUCCUUCGUCAGUCAGAAGCCGCUACGACGUCGCCGCGGCAGCCCCCAGGGGCCGGCAGGUGGGCCUGGAGAACGUCCAAAGUCACACCAGCGAGGCGGGAGUGGCGGUGCAGAAGAAGGACACCACCCAGUCAGUGGAGGAGGUAUCGGAGGUGGCGGGCUGGAUCAAGGAGGUGGUGCCUCCGCCCGCCUCGCUCGUCUACAAGGAGCCGCACAAAAAGACGAUGCACGCGCCGGAGCUGCAGCUGGACGUCAAAACCGACAGGAAGAAGCCGGACGACGACGUUUUCGGCUACGUCAUCACAGACACAGAUCGGCUGCAGACAGACGAUGGCCUUCACCUGAUGGAGAUCUUGGCUCAUCGGUCAAACAUCCAGAUGACGGACUUCACUGAGCUCGUGGUGGUGGGACCGGCCGUGACCUUCAAAGUGAGCCGCAACUCCCAGAACGUCAGCACUGCAGAUGUGGCCAACGUGGCUGUUAAACAAAAAGCUGAUCUGGAGAAGGAAACCAAGCUCACCAUCCUGGAGGCUGGAGUCGCUGAUGAAAGCCAGAUCAAGCAGAUCCCCACCAAGUACAGCCAGGGAGAAUCCACCAAGUUCCUCAUCCUCACCAUCGUGUCCAUCCUCUGCAUCGUCGGCGUGCUGCUGGCCUCCACCGUGGUCUACUGCCUUCGCCAUCGCUCCCACCACAAGCUCAAGGAGAAGCUCACCAAUCUGGGCACAGACAGUGGCGGCGAUGCUACUGCCACCUAUCAGGAACUGUGUCGGCAGCGCAUGUCGGUCAAACCCUCCGUGGACCGUCCUGAGCCCAUUUCCUCCAGGAUCAACAGCGUCUCGUCUCAGUUCAGCGACGGCGGUCCGGCCAUCAGCCCCUCCGGACGCGGCAGCAUCUCCUCCUGGAGCGAGGAGCCCGCCCACUCCAACAUGGACAUCUCCACUGGCCACAUGAUACUGUCUUACAUGGAGGAUCACCUGAAGAACAAAGACCGCCUGGCGAAGGAAUGGGAGGCUCUGUGUGCUUAUCAGGCUGAGCCCAACGCAACCGCCACCGGCCUGAAGAACGGCAAUGCAAAGAAGAACCGCUCCACUGCUGUGGUGGCAUAUGAUCACUCCAGAAUCACCUUGAAGGUGGAGAACAGCCAAGCCAACUCCGACUACAUCAAUGCCAGCCCAGUAAUGGAUCAUGAUCCCAGGAACCCGGCUUACAUCGCCACUCAGGGUCCCCUGCCCUCCACUGUGGCUGAUUUCUGGCAGAUGGUGUGGGAGAACGGCUGUGUGGUCAUCGUCAUGCUGACUCCUCUGGUGGAGAACGGGGUGAAGCAGUGCUACCACUACUGGCCCGACGAAGGAUCCAACUUGUACCACAUCUACGAGGUAAAGGUCGCUCUACUUUGAAAUGUUUCAGCUCUU